Molecule: messenger RNA, 3318 nt
Organism: Pomacea canaliculata
Lineage: Eukaryota; Metazoa; Mollusca; Gastropoda; Architaenioglossa; Ampullariidae
Product: DEP domain-containing protein 7-like
Exons: 8
Coding region: 185-1699 (504 amino acids)
Biological process (GO): intracellular signal transduction
Source: RefSeq, a predicted model, not a curated record
AAAAUGCAUCCUGGGAUGGCGAGCGAGUUUCGAAUAAGUCAACAUAUGACAUGGCUACGUUUGUAACAGAAGCACCAGAUUUCCACAAGCAUUUUGCUUUGAAAAGACUUUCCCACUAAGGGAACCUAAAGCCAGUAUUGGUCCAUUCCGUGCAACACAGAUUUGGAAUGAGCUUAUUGCUCACAUGAAGAAGAAGGUAGAACUAAAGAGACGUCGACAUAAGAUGCGUGUUUAUAACAACUGUUUCACGGGAACAGAUGCUGUUGAUGUCAUUUUGCACUAUCUGCUUAGCGAUAAAGAUACUUUUUCGACAGACCUUACCAGAGAAAAAGCUGUUAAGGUUUGCCAGCUGCUGCUAACAAAGAAAGUUUUUGAACCUGUCACAUCUCGUCAUGGGAAUAACACUAAGCAUGCUUUUGAGGAUACUAGUGGAAAAUUGUAUUGCUUCAUUGAGACGGACUCCUCGGAAAAUAGAGAAAAUGAGCCUCCCAUCGAAAAUGACUCAGAUGAUGAUUCAUUAUGUGAUGAAACUGACAGUCACUGCACUGAAAGCAGGAGAGGUAGUCUCCUGAUGGAACCUUUGUCUGGAAAAGUUGGCAUCAUCCAUCCUGAAUCAAAGGCCGAUCAUAAGAGUCAAGCGUCUUUCUGCUCAUUAAGUUCCUACAGUUCUUUACCUUCCUUGUCAGAUUUUGAUUCAAGCAAUGACAGUUCUGGAGCGGUCACAAAGGAUGUCAUCGAGGAAGUGUGGAGAGAAGUGGCCCUGGCACAGCUGACGACCUUGAUUGACUUGACCUUUCUGGACGGCGUGUUGGCAGAGGACAAGCUGAGCAAGCGGCAGCAGCAGCACCAUAACCUUAUCAUCUCCAAUAUUGUGGCCAAGAACUGGCAUCUCCCUAUCACACAGAGCCUUAUCAACCUCAAUCUAGUGGGGUUAGAGGAGGCCGAAGAGGAUGGCGUAAUACAGACGGCCAUUGCCUGCAUUGAGUGUUUGCCUAAAGGAGCAUCCUUGUUAACAGAAAACAACUUCCAGAAAAAUGAUGACUCCACCAAGCAGCAAGCUUUUGAACUUCUCCACAAACAUUACAGCUGCUUAGCAGAAACCAUUUUGCCAGGGCGAUUUUUUGACUUGCACAUGGCCAUUUUGAACCUUGUGCUUCAACGCCAUGACAAACAAGCCCUGGAGGCACUGAGGCUGGACAUGAUCCUCCUGCCGGUAACUGCCAAAGAAGAGCUUCACCGUUUGCUCAAAUUUAUGACGGCUGUAUCACUUGACACUAGCCUAACUCUUGAUUCCAGUGAUUCAAAUGAGGUGGUUGUUUUGAGGGCUUUCUCUAAUGCCAUUUUCAAACACAAACUGUUAGCCCCAAACCUUGGAUCAACAUUGGUGCAAUUCAUGAUGCAACACCUGCGCAAGAUGUUCACUGUGCCUUAUGUCAUCCGUGAGAAAGUAUCCCUUAGGCUAUAUCAGAUAAAAAGUGGACAAAGUCUUCCAGAAUAUGAUACCACAUUUUGUGAUCGAGUAUCAAAGGAAGAGUUUGAUCGCCAGGCACGUGAUUGCACCCAAGAAGCGCUUGUGAAUCUUAUGAACAACAUUCUUGAUGAUACUAAACUUACGUUAAAAGAGAAGAAACAGAAACUAAAACAUUUUCAGAAGUGUUACCCUACCCUUUAUGAAAGACACUUCUCUGGCAUGGUAUGAAAUUUUUGUAAUGGUCGAACAGUUCUUCCUUACCCAAACUUCAGAGUGAAAAAAGCAUCUAGUCCUUUCUGUUGCUUUUUUUCAUAGCGACAUUGUUUGAGAGGACAUCUAUCUUCCAAAAGAAUCUAUUGAAGUUUAUGUGCUCACUGUUGAUAUAUUUUAUAUUUAACAAUGAAACUCCUUUGUAUGCACAGAUAAUUGAAACAUCUUAGUAGGAACUGAUUAUUCUUGUCAAGACAACAGGGUUUUGACAUUUUUUGCUUUUUCAUUGUUGGUCCAUCAGUUUUGUUUUUUUUUUUUUUUUUUUUAAUAUGGGCUUUUUUACUUUUGCUCAAAUAUUUGAAAAAAUCAAAACUAUUGACUGGAUUGUAAAUAUAAAAUGUUUUUGAUGCUCACUUCAAGUCCUUAUCACAUACAGAGAAGGUUUCCACCCUCUUAAUUGGUUUCUGCUUUUGGUGGGUUCUACAUUACCUGCAAUAACUGGUGCAAUAUGUAGUGUUUGGUCUAUGUAUUCUGUUGGUCUUGAUUCUGCAUGCCUUUUUGUCCUAUUUUGUCAUAGGAAUUGUGAUGUUUGAGGUGAAAAAUGUUAUAAAAUCUAGUACAAAUGUCACCAAUAUGCUUGAAAAUAAUAGGUCAUGUUUAAGAAAUCAAGCAUAAUGGUCAGCAAUUGCACAGAAUAUAUGAAAAGAACAACUCUUCUUACGUAUAUGAACUAUGACCACUAUAUGUUAAAAAAAUCAUGACUAUUUUCCUAAACCUUUAUCCCAUGUUUUUUGUUGGAGCUUGAAAAUUUAUUUAGUAUUGACAUCCAUUGGCAGCAGACUGGCACUACCAUACAUUUUUGUAAAUUAUAAGCAAUAUCCAUUUAUGGCAUUAAAAUGACACUUCUGUAGAUACAUGAUUGUACACUUAUUCAUGCAGAUGAAAUGCUUGUAUAUGUACGCGUCUUCAAAAAGAAUGUGGAGAGAAAAAGACAAGGGCAAAUGAAUGUAACUGGUUCAAAAAGUCAGCUGUAUUUAUUAACGCACUUUAUAAGCAAAGAAUAGAACUACUGUUAAAUACUAUGCAACUUUGUCAGUGGAGGCACUGAAACAUUUACUGUGAUUUUAUUAGCAUUGCCAUUCUUUUCUAAAGGGUGCUAUCAUGUUUUGUUGGGCUUGUAGCAGAUCAUGUUACUGGGAUCUUAUCUCAGACUGCUUGUAUUGCCACACUUGUUGUGAGAUCUUUAAAAGGGAUCACUAGGCCUGAUCAAGCUUAGAAUAUUUACAUACGGUUUAUGUAAGCUUAUCUUUGUAACAUUUAUGUUGAUACGUGCAUCUCGUAUUACCUGAUUUCUGUAAUAUCCCAUUCCUAGACCACCACCUACGAUCACUGUCUAUAGUUCAGCUGGUUUCCAUUUCAGCAGAAGUGUAACUAAAACAAACGAUGUACAAAUCCUACAGUUCAGUUUUGAAUAAGAGUGUUCAUAAUUAGAAAUGCAAAUCAUAUUUAAGGAUAAGUGGCUUUGUAAAUAUUUUGGAUUUUUGAGAUGGAUCAAGACCACUUCAGAAAUUAUGAAAAUAUGUUAAAGUAUAUUUUUUAACAAAUUAUUUUGACAAUACAAUGAAUUUGGUGCUGAA